UGCUGAGUUCGUGAAGAUGCGCUGAGAGAAAUGCAAUUCGGUGAAGUCCAAACUUAUGGGUUUUUUAGUAAUCAACAAAUAAUGAAUACUUUCUGUCACAUUUACCAACAAAUAGUUGAGCACACCGAGUAUGGAAUUGCAAGAUUAGGUCUAGUGAAAACUAUAAUAAAGGUUUAGUAUAGCGUCGGUUUUCCGCUUGUUUAGUACUCAGCACAGUUACGGUUUAAUAAUCGUUUAUUAUAAGCAAUUAAAGCGCAAAAGGAGAAGUAAAAUAAAUAAAUAAAAAAAUGUGGACCACAAAAUGUGCAAUUGCAUUACUGCUUACCGUAUUUAUCUGUGAAAUAACGGCACAUCGUUGGAUGUCGUAUGAAGUACCAUCAAAUAAUGCUUGUCGCACCCCACUCGGCGAUUGGGGUAUGUGUGUCUCAUUGAAAUACUGCCAGGAGGUAUUGACACUCUAUCAACAACUGAAUAUGAACCAAGCGACACGGUACUCGAAGGCUCUGCGCAAUAUCUGCUAUAAUCGCCUGACUCCUGACAAUUAUCCGAUCCUUUGUUGCACUCGCCCGACCUUCGAAGACGCAAAUCAGAGCGAUAAUCAAAUUCUUCCCACUACGCCCGUGUCCACGUCAGCAAAUGUGACAACACAAAGAGCUACAACAACAACAACAUCCACAGUAUCGCCAGACCCUAACGGCGAUGAUCGUUCUGCGUCGGAUGGCGUCAACUCACCACCGGAAACCUGCCGCGUUCCACACGAUGGCAGUCAGGGCAGCUGCAAGCCUUUACAAAAUUGCGACGCUUUGCUAAAACGCGCGAGACAAAAUCCCACCGACACCGAGUUCCGUAAACAAUUAGAGCUCUCCAAUGCGAUCUGUUACAGCAUCGGCACGAAUGUUUGCUGUCCAUUCGAGCAGCGCAAAGCAAUUACGCGUUCCAAUGACGCGUCUUGGCAUUUGCCGACGGAAGAUGAAGGUUGUGGAAUCACAUCCCUAUCGUCGCUGAAAGUGGUGGGCGGUGGUGAUAGCAGUAUAGGUGCUUGGCCGUGGAUGGCCUUGGUCGGGUAUGACCGUUAUAGUUUGUCACCCUUUCGCUGUGGUGGUUCGUUGAUAACAGCGCGACACGUGCUGACUGCAGCUCACUGUAUUUUAAGAGAUUUGUCGUUUGUACGUUUAGGCGAAUACGAUUUGAGCACUGAAACGGAAACAAAGCACGUGGAUAUUGAUGUCGUGAAGUCAGCACGACAUCCUGAUUUCGGUGGCCACGACCGACGCUACGACAUUGCAAUCUUAUAUUUGGAGAAAAAUGUAGAUUUCACAGAUUACAUAUGCCCCAUAUGUCUGCCCGCUUCCGCACAACUACGAAGUAAAUCAUAUGUGGGUUAUCAUCCGUUCGUGGCUGGUUGGGGACGUUUGAUGGAAGGUGGACGUUCGUCAAAUAUUUUACAAGAACUUCAAAUCGAAGUUAUGGACAAUUCUGUAUGCCGACAAACCUAUCAGGCUAACAAUAGGCUUUACUCCAAUCAGCAGUUCGACCAAACGGUAGUGUGUGCCGGAGAUUUGGGUGGCGGACGUGAUACGUGUGGCGGUGAUUCCGGUGGACCGCUAAUGGUGGCAGAGCCAUAUAAAGGCGUAACCCGCUUCUAUGCACUCGGUGUGGUUUCGUACGGCAUCGGUUGUGGACGCAUUGGUGUACCGGGCGUUUACACGAAUACGCAAAGUUAUAUAGACUGGAUAUUGGAACGUCUAGAGGAGACAGUAUAUUAUUUUUUUUACUGUCAAAUAGAAUAUAAUAAUUUAGAUUCAAUUUCAAAAUAUUUAAAAUUUAGAAUGAAGGUGUUUGUUCCGUUGUUAAUAUUCGUCUGUGCUGUGCUGCUUCCCGCUGUGUUCUCGCAAGUCCAGUACAACUGCGUGACACCAGGGAAUUAUUAUGGUUACUGCGUGCAAUUACAAUAUUGUCCACAAAUAGCGAAUGUUUUCAAUAUACGCAAACGCAAUCAAGGCGAACGCUAUGUUAUAGCUUCACAACGCUCGUGUGGAACACGAAAUAUUAAUGGUGAUCCAGUGGUUUGCUGCUCACGACCAGUAAAUCCAGCGCCACAGCCACAGCCCCAGCCCCAGCCCCAGCCCCAGCCACGACCACAACCGCAGUCUCAGAUACGACCACAACCAUUACCACAGCCAAGACCACAACCGCAACCGCUACCACAACCUGAACCACAAAUACGUCCACAGCCUUCUACUGAAAGUCCAGGGAAUCCCUUCCUGCCACAAACUACGUCUUCACCAAACAUAAUUCAACCGAGACCACCGCCAAAUCAAGGUCAACUUGUUACCUCAACGGCACGUCCCAUAAUAGCGCCCACUCUAAGCCCCACGACUGCACCCGUAGAAAUCGGCGAACGCUUGACAGGCGACUCUUGUGUGGAUCCGAAGCUGAGACGCGGUGUUUGUGUUGCGAUUGCCAAGUGCAGCCAGCUGGUUACAGAGCUUUACGCCAAGUCGAAUGACCCCGAGUUUGCCGACUUCCUGCGUGCUUCGAAUCGUAAUUGUAGCGGCGUUGCGUCCGUGGCAUGUUGCCCGACCACCGAUAAUGUUAAUAAGAAUCCGUCUGUCAUAGUGGUCAACAGCGAUGAGAUACCCACACGUCCACCCACUUUGGAGGAGGGUUGCGGCUACACGCACAACAACUACAAGAAAAUUGUUGGCGGCGAAGUGAGUAAGAAGGGCGCUUGGCCAUGGGCUGUGCUCUUGGCGUAUCCCGACGGCUCAGCGAGUUCACCAUUCAAGUGUGGUGGCACCUUGGUGACGGCGCGACACGUCGUCACAGCGGCGCAUUGCAUACGUAGCGAUCUCGCCUAUGUUCGUUUGGGCGAACACGACCUGAGCACCGACACGGAAACACGCCACGAAGAUGUCAACAUUGUGCGGAAAGAAGCCCAUCCACAGUACAACAGACGCAAUGGCAAAAACGAUGUGGCAGUAUUGUGGCUAGAGCGCAACGUAAAAUUCAGAGAGACGAUUUCACCGAUUUGCCUGCCCACCGCUGCGCCGAUACGCCAAAAGUCCUAUGUAUCUUACACGCCCUUCGUCGUGGGCUGGGGCAAGACUAUGGAGGGUGGCGUCUCGUCGAAUGUCUUGCAGGAAUUGCAAAUACCAAUCUUCAAGAAUGAUGUCUGUGAACGUAGUUACAAGAACAUCAAUCGUCUGGUGUCUGAUGACCAAUUCGAUGAUGGUGUGCUAUGCGCAGGUGUGCUAUCAGGCGGCAAGGAUACGUGCCAAGGUGACUCGGGCGGUCCACUGAUGAUGCCGGAGUUUUACAACAACAAAGAGCGCUUUUACCUGAUCGGCGUGGUCUCGUAUGGCGUGGGUUGUGCGCGUCCCAAGGUGCCCGGCGUUUACUCCAGUGUGCAGCACUAUGUCGACUGGAUAUUGGAGAAGAUUGCCGAUACACCUUGAGAUUCCUUUUUUAAAUUAUAUUUAAAAUACUUACUUUUAAUACUUAAUACACAACCAAGUGUUGCAGUUUUUUAACGCUUACAAAGUGAUAUGAUUUCUGUUUCAAUAAAAAAUAAUUACGAAAAUAAUAUGAAAAGUAA
Molecule: messenger RNA, 3598 nt
Organism: Bactrocera neohumeralis
Lineage: Eukaryota; Metazoa; Arthropoda; Insecta; Diptera; Tephritidae
Exons: 15
Coding region: 288-3458 (1056 amino acids)
Biological process (GO): proteolysis
Molecular function (GO): serine-type endopeptidase activity
Source: RefSeq, a predicted model, not a curated record